This is a messenger RNA of Acromyrmex echinatior (Panamanian leafcutter ant), 464 nucleotides long. It is a transcript of the gene Roc1a, whose product is annotated as Regulator of cullins 1a. NCBI's taxonomy places the organism in Eukaryota, Metazoa, Arthropoda, Insecta, Hymenoptera, Formicidae. The record is from RefSeq and is a predicted model, not a curated record. Gene Ontology annotation, molecular function: zinc ion binding.
GCAUUCAAGAAAUGGCGACAACCAUGGAGAUAGACGAUGACGAGUGUGAUCUACCGACCUCCAGCAGCGGAAAAGGUGAAAAGAAGCGUUUUGAAGUGAAAAAGUGGAACGCAGUGGCAUUAUGGGCCUGGGAUAUUGUUGUGGAUAAUUGCGCUAUUUGCCGUAAUCACAUCAUGGACCUAUGUAUCGAAUGUCAAGCAAACCAGGCCUCUGCGACUAGCGAAGAGUGCACGGUAGCCUGGGGUGUAUGUAAUCACGCCUUUCAUUUUCACUGUAUUUCACGUUGGCUAAAAACACGACAGGUCUGUCCGCUUGAUAAUCGCGAAUGGGAAUUUCAGAAAUAUGGUCAUUAAUCGGAUGUAUUCAUUGUUCAAAUCAGAUUUUUCUUUGUUAUUCAGCCAUUAAUACUCAAGACAUUCAAAACUGAAAAAUUAUUUUUCCAUAUGGAAAAUAUAAUCUUUACA